ACCCGCUCCGCCCUGCUCUCCCUCCCGCGAGUCGCCCGCCAUGUCUCGCGAGUCGCGCGCGCCGCGCAUCAAGAACCGCGCGCCGGCGCCGGUGCAGAUCUCCGCCGAGCAGCUGCUGCGCGAGGCUCAGGAGCGCCAGGAGGCGCCUGUGUCGCGCCCCAAGCAGCGCAUCGAGGACCACGAGGAGCUCGAGGAGUACCGCGGCCGCAAGCGCGGCGAGUUCGAGACGGAGAUCCGGCGGACGCGCAUCAACAUCGCCGCAUGGAUCAAGUACGCAGCAUGGGAGGCUUCGCAGGGCGAGCUGCCGCGCUCGCGCAGCGUGUUUGAGCGUGCGCUCGAUGUGGACCCGCACCACGUGCCGCUCUGGCUGCGCUACGUCGAGAUGGAGCUCAAGGCGCGCAACAUUCAGCAUGCGCGCAACCUGCUCGACCGCGCCGUGAGCAUCCUGCCGCGCAUCGACUCGCUGUGGUACAAGUACGUGCAUCUCGAGGAGCUGCUCGGCAACGUCGGCGGCGCGCGCCAGGUGUUCGAGCGCUGGAUGAGCUGGGAGCCGGAUGAGAAGGCGUGGAACGCGUACAUCGGUCUCGAGGUGCGGUACAAGGAGAUGAAGCGCGCCAGCGAUGUGUGGGAGCGCUGCGUCUCGUGCCAUCCCGAGCCGAAGCUCUGGAUCCGCUGGGCCAAGUUCGAGGAGGACCGCGGCGCCAUGGACCGGGCGCGGCAGGUCUUCACCAUGGCGCUCGAGUACUUUGGCGAGGAGGAGGACAAGAUGGAGAAGGCGCAGAGCGUCUACACUGCGUUUGCGAAGAUGGAGACGCGCGCCAAGGAGCUCGACCGCGCCCGGGUCAUCUACAAGUACGCCCUCGAGCGCCUGCCGCGGACAAAGUCGGUCGGCAUCUACGCCAGCUACACGCGCUUCGAGAAGCAGUUUGGCUCGCGCGAGGGCGUCGAGGACACGGUGCUGGGCAAGCGGCGCAUUCAGUACGAGGAGGAGCUGACGAGCGGUGCCGGCGCCCAGUCGCACUACGACACGUGGUUCGACUACACGCGGCUGGAGGAGGACGCAUACCGCUCGCUGGUGUCCACCGGCGGCGCGCUGGACUCGCCCGAGGUCAGCACGGCCCGGGCGCGCGUGCGGGAUGUGUACGAGCGCGCCGUCGCCAACGUGCCGCCAAGCACAGAGAAGCGGCAUUGGCGGCGCUACAUCUUCCUCUGGCUCUGCUACGCGCUCUUCGAGGAGGUCGAGACGCUCGACUACGAGCGCACGCGCGAGGUGUACAAGGCGGCCAUUGCUCUCGUGCCGCACCGGACAUUCACGUUCGCCAAGCUCUGGCUGAACUACGCGCACUUCGAGGUGCGUCGGCUAGACCUCAAUGCGGCGCGCAAGAUCCUCGGCGCGAGCAUCGGCAUGGCGCCGAAGGAGCGUCUCUUCCGCGGCUACGUCGAGCUCGAGCUAAGCCUAAAGGAGUUCGACCGUGCUCGUCGCAUCUACGAGCGCGCCAUCGAGUGGGACGCGAGCAACUCGCGCACCUGGAUCCGCUUCGCAGAGCUCGAGCGCAACCUCUUCGACAUUGAGCGCGCACGCGCCAUCUUCGACCUGGCCACACGGCAGAGCUCCGGCAUGGACAUGCCGGAGGUGCUCUGGAAGGCCUACAUCGACUUUGAGUUCGACGAGCGCGAGUGGGAGAACGUGCGCGAGCUCUUCGAGCGGCUCCUCGAGCGCACUGGCCACGUCAAGGUCUGGAUCUCCUACGCGCUGUCGCAGAUCGGCUCUGCGAUUGCCGAGGAGGAGGACGAGGACGAAGGCGACGAGGACGAGGAAGAGGAGGAGGAGACGGAGAAGGCGCCGCGCGUGCUCACAGAGGAACAGCUCGAGGCGCGGGCAGAGCGGCGAGCCGCAGCCAAGGAGCGCACACGCGAGAUCUUCAGCCGCGGGUACAAGGAUCUCAAGCUCAAGGGCCUCAAAGAAGAGCGCGUGUUGCUGCUCGAGUCGUGGAAGGCCUUCGAGGCAGAGCACGGCGCCACCGCAGAGGAGCUGGCCGAGGGCGCAGGCGCGAACGCCAACCUCAAGAAAGUCGAGGCCAUGUUCCCGCGUGUCGUCAAGAAGCGGCGAGACACCGAGGACGGCGGACAGGAGGAGUACUACGACUUCCUCUGGCCGGACUCGGACGAGGGCAAGGGCAAGCCGUCGUUCAAGCUACUCGCGAUGGCCCACGCAUGGCGCGCCCAACAGGCUGCUGCUGCGGCGCAGGGCGAGGCUGCGCCGGCGCCGCCAGUGGUCCUCCAGGAGCAGGCUGCCGAGGAGGGCGCCGCGCCGGCAGAGGCCACAAAUGGCUCUUCAGGCGAGGCCAUGGAUGUGCGGGACGACGCUGGCAGUCCAGCAGACGAGGGGCCGCAGGACGACAGCGGCAGCGAGGCAGACCAAUGAGACUCUGGCUUCGCCCGAGCACAUCAGAAC
This is a messenger RNA of Tilletiopsis washingtonensis, 2455 nucleotides long. RefSeq lists its product as hypothetical. The record is from RefSeq and is a predicted model, not a curated record. Bases 41 to 2425 code for a protein of 794 amino acids. NCBI's taxonomy places the organism in Eukaryota, Fungi, Basidiomycota, Exobasidiomycetes, Entylomatales. Gene Ontology annotation, molecular function: protein binding. Gene Ontology annotation, cellular component: U2-type catalytic step 2 spliceosome; Prp19 complex; precatalytic spliceosome. The transcript has 5 exons. Gene Ontology annotation, biological process: mRNA splicing, via spliceosome; spliceosomal complex assembly.